This is a messenger RNA of Stegostoma tigrinum, 2528 nucleotides long. RefSeq names its product myelin-associated glycoprotein-like. NCBI's taxonomy places the organism in Eukaryota, Metazoa, Chordata, Chondrichthyes, Orectolobiformes, Stegostomatidae. The transcript has 9 exons. Bases 314 to 1879 code for a protein of 521 amino acids. The record is from RefSeq and is a predicted model, not a curated record.
GAUUGAGAGUGGCCCACUCUUGGAUGCACACUCCCUUGCAUGCUGGAGUGCGCCCAUCAUGCAAACUGUGCUUCUAUUGUGGCUCCCUCUCACAUUUCAGAAGUCUUUCUUUGUGAGUGGUGCAGAAUCAGUGGUGUGACACGCUGUCUGCAUUGUACUAUGUACACCCAACAAUUCUAACAAUUCCUUAAGGUGCUGAGCAUUCUACAACGCAGAAGUGGACAAUCUCCAAAGCAUCCUCUUCAGGUCUCAAUGAGUCUGAUUGUCCCCAUCUGGUGUGUGUGCAUGUCCCAUCGAGGGUGAGAUCUGCACCAUGAACACAUCACAGUGGACCCUGGCACUUACAGUUAUAUGUCUCAUCCAGGGGUCUGUCUGCCAGUGGUCUGUCUGGGUCGAUGAUACCGUUCAAGCUUGGGAAGGGGAGUCUGUGACAUUGAACUGUUCCUUUCAGUACCCUGAUCCGAUUCGAGACCCGUCCACUGUAACCGCUAGGUGGCUGAAGAACUCUCCCUUCCCCAAUAACCAUCAGGCUGCCGAAAUAUACAACAGCAGGAACCUGGAAAUCGUCUCUCCUGACGUGCAGCUGAUCGGAGAUCUGAACGAGAGGAACUGCUCGCUCCAGAUCGAGAACAUCCACAAAGCGGACACCGGGAUUUACUACUUCCGAUUUGAACUGGGCCAGGGCAACAACUGGUCAGGAGAAAAUGGGAUCAAUGUCCAAGUAUAUGGUCGCCCUUCAAAGCCGGAUAUACGUGUCCCAUCAGAAAUAAUUGAAGGAGAUGAAAUGGUUUCUGUGACCUGUUCCACCACAAACAUUGACCAAAGAGGGAGAGCUACUCUGAGCUGGGAUGGAAUCUCUGAUCUGACGGAUUGGGUGCCCAGAACUGAAGAACAAUGGGCUGGAUACUCCUGGUCACUGACCAGUAAUUUUGCAUUCAUCCCAUCCUACCAGCACCACAACAGGGUCAUCAAAUGUAUGGUCAAUUACAUACCAUACCCAUACUCAGAUGAAGCUGACUUAACAUUACAAAUAAGAUACCCUCCGAAAAACACAGUCCUUCUCGUGAAUGCAUCACAGGAAGAAAUAAAAGAAGGCAACUGUGUGACACUUGUAUGUGUCGGCAACAGCUUCCCUGAAGCUAACUAUACCUGGUACAAGAAAGACCGAUUCACAAACAGAACUGAGGUUCUAAGUACUGUAAGCAGCAAUAUAUUAUUCCAAAAGAUAUCAAGGAAGAACUCCGGAUUCUACAACUGCAUGGCCACAAAUUAUUUGGGAAGCAGUUUGUCUUCAGAAAUUGAAAUUGAUGUGCAAUAUAAGCCUGACAAGGUAACAAUCAGCCAGGAAGUUCUAUACAAGUGCAUUGCUGAGGCCAGUCCUCCUGCAGUCAUUACAUGGAAGAUCAGUGAUGAAAGUAUAAACCUCACUGAUCCCAGGGUCAGUAUAAAGUCAGAAUUCAAUGGCACUCAUUCAGUUAGUACACUGAGGCUGGAAACAACAGCAAGCUUUUGUGUUUCGUGCCUAGCUCAGAAUAAACACGGAGUGUCGGUGACGGAGAGGUGCCCACCUGGUUCAUUCACCAAGACAUUGCUGCUGGCUGUUGGGGUCAUUGCCAGUGGAGUGGUUGUCAUCAUCAUUUUCGUCAUUGUUGCUUGGAGGAAAAAGAAGGAAGUGAUCGGAGGGCAAGAGUUGGAAAGCGAUUCCCAACCUGUGAUCUACACUGAAGUGCAGACACCAAAAAAGACCCAGGCAACUCAAUCUGAGACCACUGGCAGGCGAGAAAAUGAAUUUGCCUACGCCAACUUGCAGCAUGAAUCAAUUGGCCAGAGGCAAGCGAAAGCUCAGAGCGACAAAGUGGAGAUCUUAGGAGCUGUGUGAAAGAAUGCAGACAUAACGCUGCAAUCAGUUCAUUAACAAGGAUGACAAGGAAUCGGCAAAACUGUAAAUGACACUGAAAAAAAUUAAGUCUGGUAUUUUUUACGGGUAACGCAAUUUGGAAAUGAACCCUAACCAUAUUUUUUGUGCAAUGGAAGUAAAAUAGUUACAGGCUGUUAAAUGUAUCAAGUCUCAAACCCCUUAUGUGUUAUGUCCACUCCUGUAAUUUACUUCUUAUCAUACUUUGUCACACAUUCUUUCAACCCACUUUCUCCCGUUGUGCCUUUUUCUCCCAUCCUACCUUUCCCCUUCGCGCUUUCCCUGUCAUGUGCUGCAUGAAGACUCACUCUUCACUUAGCAUGCCAAAUUCUUCCUCUCAUUUUUAAUUGUGUAUAUUCGAAGCAAUACCUGCUCUAACUCACUGUGAGCAAAGCCACAAAGUAUAUCACAUGAAAGACACAAAUAUAUUUUAUUGUAAGCUGGAGCAUUGAAAAUUCUCGGAGACCUAUAGUUAUUUUAGAUUUCAACCGAUCUCCCCCAGUUUUGUAAAUUAUCGUUUCGAACAAAAAGAAUUAAAAUAUACAAAAUCUGUCUGGCCAAAUAUUUCAGUGAGACAUAAGUCUAAUGCAAGUAUAGCCUUCAUAGAGAGAUA